AUGAAUAUAGCAUAUGCCAAUUGUCUCCAAGGUCUCCUGCAAGGUCUAAAAUCGUCAGUGGAGCAGAUGGAGAAGUCAAAAGUCUACACGCAGAAAGGGCUCUUGGAAAAGAUAAAGCUUUGUCUUUCAAAGAAACCUCUGCCAACUCCCACCGACCGAAAGAAGUUUGACCAUGACUUUGCCAUCUCCACUUCCUUUCACGGGAUCCACAACAUUGUCAGGAACCGGAGUAAGAUUCACAGGGUGAUUUGGUUGGUGGUGGUGUUGGGCUCAGUCUCUCUCGUGGUGUGGCAGAUCUACAGUCGCUUUGUCAACUACUUCACGUGGCCGACCACGACGUCCAUCGAUGUUCAGUAUGUGGAAAACAUAGAAUUCCCAGCUGUGACAUUUUGUAAUCUUAACAGAUUCCAAGCAGAUGCAGUAGCCAAAUUUGGUGCUAUUUUUUUCUUAUGGAAUAUUGUGUCCAGAGUCCUCCACCUUCAGGCAAUCAGUGCUAAUUCCACCGGCUUUACAGAGGCUAUUGAAUUUCUUGCAAGUCACCAAAACUUUAGCAUUACGGACUUCAUCAAGAAAAAUGGCUUUUAUCUCAGCAAUAGCACUUUAUUGGGAUGUGAGUUUUUUGGAAAACCAUGUGGUCCAAAGGAUUUUGCACAUGUCUUUACUGAAUAUGGAAAUUGUUUUACUUUUAAUCAUGGUGAAAAUAUCCAAACAAAGAAACAAGUGAGUGUCUCUGGAAGAGGCUUAGACUUGCUCUUCAAUGUCAAGCAGGAAGAAUUUACUGAUGACCCAGCCCUUGGUUUUGAUGAUGCUGGGAUUAUUUUUGUUAUUCACUCACCAAAGAAGGUGCCACAGUUUGAUGGUUUAGGCUUGUCUUCGCCCGUGGGAAUGCACACACGUGUGGCAAUCCGCCAGGUGAAGACAGUUCACCAGGAACACCCCUGGGGAGAAUGUAACCCUCACAAGAAACUGCAGAAUUUCAGCACCUACAGUUCCUCAGGCUGCUUGAAGGAAUGCAAAGCAUUGCACAUCAAAAAGCACUGUGGAUGUUUACCAUUCCUGCUUCCUGGAAAUGGAGUAGAAUGUGACCUGCAGAAGUCUUAUAACUGUGUUUCUCCUAUACUUGACCAAAUUGAAGUGAAGGGCAUUUGUACAAUGGGAACCUAUAAUUCUAGCUGCCCUGUUCCUUGUGAAGAAACAGAAUACCCUGCUACUCUAUCUUAUUCCACUUUUCCAAGUCAAAGAGCUUUGAAAUAUUUUUCCAAGAAGUUAAAUCAAAGCCAGGAUUAUAUCAGGGAGAAUCUUGUGAAUAUUGAAAUAAAUUAUAGUGACUUAAACUAUAAGAUAACACAGCAACAAAAAGCAGUGAGUGUGUCUGAGUUACUUGCAGAUGUUGGAGGUCAACUGGGCUUAUUUUGCGGGGCCAGUAUGAUUACAAUUAUAGAAAUUAUUGAAUAUAUCUUCACCUAUUUCUACUGGAUAUGCAUUUUGUUCUUGCUGAAGAUACCUGAAAUGACCCAGGAAGCUCCUCAGGUUCCAGAUCAUCUGGAGAACACAGACAGCAUGGGAGAGUGCUGA
Messenger RNA from Erinaceus europaeus (western European hedgehog), 1575 nucleotides. RefSeq names its product acid sensing ion channel subunit family member 5 (gene ASIC5). Gene Ontology annotation, molecular function: ligand-gated sodium channel activity. Bases 1 to 1575 code for a protein of 524 amino acids. NCBI's taxonomy places the organism in Eukaryota, Metazoa, Chordata, Mammalia, Eulipotyphla, Erinaceidae. The record is from RefSeq and is a predicted model, not a curated record. Gene Ontology annotation, cellular component: membrane. Gene Ontology annotation, biological process: sodium ion transmembrane transport. The transcript has 11 exons.